This is a messenger RNA of Myxocyprinus asiaticus (Chinese sucker), 6771 nucleotides long. RefSeq lists its product as uncharacterized. Gene Ontology annotation, molecular function: signaling receptor binding. Lineage: Eukaryota; Metazoa; Chordata; Actinopteri; Cypriniformes; Catostomidae. The transcript is spliced from 12 exons. Bases 1473 to 3830 code for a protein of 785 amino acids. The record is from RefSeq and is a predicted model, not a curated record.
GGACGAUGCAAAACCAGAGGUUGCCCUGGAGACGGCAAUGAAGCCUAUAAGGAGAAACAGGAGUGCAGAAGAUGAUCUGGCACUAGGAGUGGAAGCAUCUUUAUAUAGUAAACUCUCCCUCAGGACUGUACGGAGCUUUCGGAGGUAAGAACACAUCUGCUUUUCUCUUUUCACUGGCAAUAUUUUUAACUUGUUUUAAGCAUAAAUCUAACAAAAUUAAGUGAGGUUUAUUUCCUAAAACAAGAAAAAAAUGUCUUAGCCCAAUGGGGUAUGAAGAAUAACCUUUUUAAGAUUAAACUUUUCACAUUCAAGAUAUAUGCUCUGAAAACAUGUAUUAUCUUAAACAAUUUUGCUUUUAAAGGAAAUGUAUCCUGUUUGAAAGAUGUUUAGAUAGUUUUACUGUAAAACAAGUUUUAUUAGGAAAAUAGAAUUUUUUUUUAUUUUUUUUGCAGUAUUCUUAUUGGACUACUGCUGUUUUACAUGGUACUUUAAUUUGUAACUUGCAGAACUUUAAUAAACUUUAAGCUAAACGUAAGUGUCUAGCCAAUUACUAAAAAAAGAGUGAUUGAGUUAUUAUACUUGAACCAAAAUUAAACAUCCCUUAUUACUUUUAAAAUUCUUGCAUGCAUGUCCACCAGCUUUCAAUUGGACAUUCCCCCAUAUUAUAUUAUAUUAUACAGGGGCGUAGAUUCCAGGGGGGGAUAUGGGGGGGUAAGCAAGUACAACCCCCCAAUAUUUAUACCAUGAUCAGUGGAAACAUGUAAAUGCUUCACAGUGCAACCCCCCAUGAUCAAGCCAAAUCUACGCCCAUAUGUGGUACUAUACAUAAUCAUAUAACAAACUUUCCAUAUCCCAAACAACCUAUGAUGUAACAUGAAUAUACAAAGUGUAUACCUGACUUUAAUUAACAGCAAAUCUUGUGGAUGUAGGAUGGUCCUGUUGCGAAAUUUUUAACAAUUUUAAUAUAAUGUAUUGUGAUAACGUUGAUGUUUAUUGUACUCCAUACUAUCAAGGGUGUAGAUUUGGCUUGAGCAUUGUGGUGGGGGGGGUGGGUUGUACUUGCUUGUUUUGAUUAUUGGGGGAGUUACCUCCCCCCCCCCAUCACCCCUGAAAUCUACGCCCCUGGGCAUGUGUAUAUACUAUAUAUCAGCCCCGCCAGAGUGUAAACGUGUAUAUGGGUGUGAGGUGUCAUAGCCUCGUUCAGACACCUGCCAAACUUGAGUCAUAUUUCCCAUGCAAAUGCUGAUCCGGUUGUGCUGACCUGCCGCCACAUGGGCUGGUUUGCAUGAGGUGGAAUGUCACUGAUGAGGGAAUGAGGCAGGAGAAGAACUUUUCUGACCUGUGAAACUGGUCAGAAAACUGGAGAAGAACUGGAGAAACUUGGAAGUUUGAGUGGAUUGUAGGGGCAGGACAACAGUAUUUGGUUAAACAGUCUUGCAUCGGGUUUCUCGAUACAAUCUGGAGCCAGUGUGAUGGAUGUGUUAAAUAUGUUAAAAGAUGACCCUGAAGAACUGCUGCUGGAUUUGGGUUUCGGCAUCGAUGAGCCCGACAUCACGGGGAGAAUCCCGGCCCGAUUCCUCAGUUAUAAGUCCCAUGCUCGCGGCAUCAGUUUUCAGCUCUUUCUGGAAGCUCAGCAGAGCCGAAUGGACAUUGAAAACCCAGAUGUCAGGAAUCGAUUUCGACAGCUUGAGGUUCUUCAGCAGGUCACCACAACCUUCUCAUCUCUGGUUGGCCCUUCGUCUCCGGUUGCGGAUGCAGCUUCAGCUUCCCGAAUGUCUUCGGAGGCACGGGAAAGGAGGAAACGCAUGGCUAUGAUUCUGCGUAGAGCAUCCAAGAAGAGUCUCAGCCAGGCCCAGAACCAGCAAGCACUCCCUCCAGAGAACUCAGCCCAGUCUGGCAUGGAAUCCUCUGGAACUCCAACAGCAGAUAAAAGAAUCCCACCAAAACGGUCUCGGCAAAGUUUAUCUGACAACAGCGGCCUCUUUCCCUUACAAGAGGAGCAGAGUUUUAAUUUAGAAUCAGCUGAGCCCAUUUUAAUCAGCCACACAACAAGAGGAACGACAGACCUCCUAAAACUUACGUCCGAUCCCUUGUCCACCGAUGGGAGCGCACAGCAACCUGUGGAAUCUUUUGAGCUAGAGGAGAUCCAGAGCUUUGAUGAGGGCAGUGUUUCUGGGCUCUGCAGUGGCCCGGUGGAUCCUGGAGGUGAACGUUUAGGAUCUUAUGUGACACGGACAAACAGUUUUCAAUCAGACAGCAGUGGCUUCCUCGAGGAACCGUUCAUACCCGCGCUCUCUCAGCAGAACAGCCCGGGAUCUGAGCUCAUGAAGAUGCUGAAUGUGAAAUCACAAGACAGUACAGAGAGUCAAAAGAAGAGUCCAGAACAGCAAAACACUGAGGGGUCCACUGCAGAUAAACAGAACUUUGGGACUCAAUUUGGCCAUACAAUAAACUCUAGAAACACUGUUCUGAGAACAGCAGACUCUGGAACUAUUAACAACACAGUGGACUCUCAUACUGUUCUGGGAAAAGUGGAAUCAAGGACAGACUCAACACAGAUGAGCAAAACACUGACUGAAAAUGCUAAUUCAAAUUCUUUGUCACCAGACAUUAGUAAAAUUAAUGGGAAUGGUGUUUGUGCUUUAAUGUACUCUGUUCAGAUGGAUCCUGUUUGUUAUCCACCUCAAAUCUUUGACAAAUUGCACAGUCUAGAUCAACGUGUUGGUAAGCAGUGUAUGUCCUUGUUUGAUGAACUGAAAUCUGCUGAGACAAUCUCAAGUUAUAGACCUACUGAUCUUGGAACAGGUGUUGUGAAAAACGAGCUGGCCACCUUUGCAGAUCCCCAUGAGGUGGCUGAGAAAGAUCAGACCUCCGGACAUUCAGAUCAGAUCUGCGAUUUUCUGGCCUCAAACCAGGACAAAAAUGUGACAUCUAAUACCGCAUUUGGGAACGAUUCCCCAACUGCGCUCAAACGCAGAAGGGAGUCAUUUUCCAAGAAGUCCAGGUCUGAUGUGUUUACUGAUAAUGACUCAGGCACAGCACAAACACCCACCACAAAUACACCAUUCACGUCUGUGGAGACAUGUCCAGCUGACAUGUGGAACUCUAUGGAAUGUUCUAGAGGUCAUGGACGUUUCCGGACGCGAUCGAUGUCUCUGGACACGGCGUUGUCAUACGAGGAGGAGGAUCACAGAUGGGAGGGCGUGUUGUGGGCGGGAACACGGCGAUGCUUCCAUUGCGGAUCUCAGAUCGGCUACGACAACAGCUGGGCGAUACCUCAACCUGAGCUGUCCUCAAAUCUGCCUUACUCUCUGGAUGAGCUGGAGGAGAUGAUGAGGUGCAUGAGAAAGUUCCGUACUGUUCUGACAGAAAUUGAAGUGAGACUAGAGGAGGAACAAGCAUCUGUACUCAGCUCCCACAGAGAGGAAGUGGAGGAUGUUUUGAGGCUACGAGAAGCUGUCAAACAGGAAGCCGGGAUGCUCGAACAGCAGCUGUCCGAUUUAGUACAUCACUAUGACGACAGCAUCAAAAUGAAGCUGAACCGGCUCUUGGAUGAACAGUCACAGCUGUGCUCUCAGCUGCGGAUCACCCCAUCUGAAAGGUCCAGUCCUGGACUGCCCUUGACUAGGACCGUGGGCACUCAGUGCUGCCUUCUGCCGGUUACGUCCAGCCCUCAGAGAUGUGUUCACCAUCACUAUACCUGUCAUCAGAGAGCACCAUGGCAGGAUCCACACAGAUAUCAAACCCUGUGGGAGCCCAACUGCAAGCCAGACAAGCUGGACUUUGUAGCUUUUAUUAAAAGUAUAAGAAAUGCCUUGAAUCCUAACUAGGGUUUGGAAUUGAGAAAGAAAUUUCGAACUGAAUGAUUUUUAUGAAAUUCGGAUCUGUUAACGCCUCUCUGUCGAUGUGAGUGCUAUACUAAAAUGCUCUGAAAGGGCUUUAGUCCUACACAUCUGAGAUGGCAUGAGGGUGAUUAAAUAAUGAGAGAAUUUUCAUUUUUGGGUGAACUAUUCCUUUAACUCCUGUAUUUUGGCCAAAAUGAAGAUGUUGAAUGUGCACAAAUUCACCUUUCAUUUUCAGUUGUGACAAAUGAACUGGAAAAAAUUAAGUAAUUCAGUGUUGCAUGUAAGAAGUCACACAUUAGUUCUAUGAUUGAAAAAACAAACAAACGUAAUUACCCAUGACAUAUAUUUUUGCAACAACCAUUCAUCCCUGUUACAGUCAGAAUGUUUCAGGGUUGAAUGUCAGAGCAAAAAUGGUUAAUAAUGGCCUCAAGUAACAUUGUAUUUCACCACAUUAUGCACACUAAAUAUGUGUACUUUGUACCUAGAUGAAAUGAAUCUGUACAAAAAUGAUCACUAUUUUUUCCCAUAAAUAGUGUUGAGCUUGACAAUUUCGAUACUUAACCUCUGUUUGAAUGAGGAGGGCAAAAAGACAUUGCUGAUGUCAGAGCAUUUAAAGAAAAAUUCUGGGCAUAAUACAAGUAAAGCUAAAUCGACAGCAUUUGUGGCUGUUGAUUAGCAUAAAAAGAUAAUUUAGACCUGAAAACAAACUUAAAAAUCUGGGUUACAGUGAGGCACUUACAAUGGAAGUGAAUGGAGCCAAUCCGAAAAAGUUAAAAUACUCACUGUUCAACAUGAUGUAAACAAUAUGUGUGUUAACAUGAUUUUAACGAGAUAAAAUCGCUUGCUAACCUUUUCUGUGUAAAAUUAUAUCCAAUUAUACUUCUUUGUUGCCAUGAUGCCAUAAUGGCGUAAACCCUGUAAUCCCGUACAAAUUACGAUUUAAACAACUUUACAGCUCAGAUAACGCACAAGUUUUAGAAUAAUUAAUGUUAGUCGUUUCAUCAAAGAUAAUUAUUAAUUAUUAAAAUCAAUAGAACAUUGAUUAGAAUCAACAUUAGCUUAUUUGUCCUUCAAGUCAACAAUCAUCAAAUAUAACUAUCAAUUAUCAAAAUCAAUAGAAUAGUAAUAAGAAUUAAUAUUACCGGGGCACCACCCUGGAAUCAGGGACUAAUAACCAGACAGUAUAACAGUCUCAAUAUAGGAUUGUUCUCUUAGGAAAGUCGACAUCCGGAGAACAUCGACAUUCAAAAGGUAAACAAUGAAGGCUUGAAUCCGAGCACUGACAUCCCCUGCCAGCCCUUGACACAGGUGCAUGCAGAACAAUACCAAAACACUUCUCUUUAAAGUAUAACAAAGUUUAUUGAUGCAGUAAUAUCAAUUAAUAAUCAAUACAAUGCAGUCGAUAAACUUCCGACUUCCAACUACAAACUAAACAGUAACAUGAUUAGAUAUGGUAACAGAUAAGCCUAUAAUAUAUGAGAGGAGGGUAGAGGUGUGUGUGUGUGUGUGUGUGUGUAAGGAGAGAAGGAGUGCACAAAAUGGCGGGUGUGGCUCUCGUGGAGGGUGCGUCACGUGAGGUUUCCAGCCAGAGAAUGUGGCCGCGAAUGUGGGCGGAGAGACUGAUUAAUGGCGUCUGCCUGUUUAACACGUGUCUCCGCUGGUACGAUAAUUUAGGGACAAAGCUAAGCUCUAUCGCCAAGUUACCCGUUCGGCAAAUGUGUGUGCGGGUAUAUUUGUGAGGGGUCGUGUGUGUGUGUGUGUAUGCAUGUAAAGUGUGCUGUUAGUACGAGAGAGAGAACAGGGUGACGGCACCGAAGCCAGUUUAGCGAUCAUGGGAGAGAAGGCAACCAUUAGUAUUAUCACUCAGAGACGCGGUGAAUGGCUCAUAAUCCGUCCGCCACGUUCGUUGGUUCUUUAAUGGAUAAACUCAGUGUGCCGUCUCACCUGCAAUGGCGGAAAUGCAUAAACAGCCCAGCGUGGUUGGACGACAACACAGCAAAUCUCAUUCGUAGUAACAAUAAGUUACAAUAAUACCUCGAGUAUUAUUAGCAGCAAUGAGCAGAUUCAGCGGCCCGUAAACUGUACAAGCAAUAACCUUGAUACACAAGAAUAACACACUAUAAUAAUCUAUCUCUGCUCAGAUGAAAACCUCUUAUUUGGGUCACGUGAGUACGUGGGUAGAAUGUGUGUUCGUCUGUUGUUUGACUCCGACUUGGUUCCUCGCAGCUCGGGUGAUGACGGGAGGCCGUUUCCUCGCUCUGUCAGCGGGCGGUACGGCGGCUGAUUCUCGGCAGGUUGGCGGAGAAAUCAGCAAAGUCGACUCGGUUGAAGAAGGAAGAGAAAUCUUCUUCACUUCUGCAGGCAAAAGGGUGAUAUGCAGAUUGCUCAGUGGUCUCCUUCGGAUCCAUUAGCGUGCUCGGUGGAACACGGAGAAUCUCGGCUCGUCCAUUGAGGUGGAGAUUGUAUGGCCAAAGUUCAGGGGCCGGUUGCACCAGCUAUACGUACGUUAGAACUUAGCCUAGUUGUGGCGUAAAUGGGCACUAAGUCACAAUUUACGCAUUACUAAAUAUUUGAGCAUUGCACCAUUAAAUAUAGGUAGGACGUAACCCAUAGUAUAAACUAAAUAUUUACGGAAGCCUCCGACCAGGAGUAACGGAUGGAAUAAAAAAAAAGCAGACUGAUAUUUUAUGACAUCAAUGAGCUCAUGUUUUGCGUUACAGGCUUCAAUCCUUUUGACACAUAUGAAGAUGUUGACAUUUACACUCAUUUACAUUUAUGAGAGAGAGAAAAAAACAUACUUUUAAGCUGCUCUUCAGCAUGAAACCGUUCAAAAUGUGCAGUUUUUAGGGUGUGUCGCUCAGUGUCAAGUUUCAACACAUUCAAAAUAUUUAUAGGAUAUUAAAAUGAAUAAAUGUCUAUUUUUCCA